Messenger RNA from Auxenochlorella protothecoides, 1503 nucleotides. Its product is annotated as Type-2 histone deacetylase 2. The record is from RefSeq and is a predicted model, not a curated record. Gene Ontology annotation, molecular function: protein binding. The coding region runs from base 1 to 1503 and encodes 500 amino acids. The transcript has 12 exons. Lineage: Eukaryota; Viridiplantae; Chlorophyta; Trebouxiophyceae; Chlorellales; Chlorellaceae.
AUGGCCGUGUGCAUGGGUAGCCACCCCAGCUACGAGCGGUUUGCGCUCGCGGCCUCCAGCCUGCUGCUCGACGCAGGCGCGGUCCCCUUCGAGAGGGAUGACUGGGGCCGCACCGCGCUGCACUGGGCUGCUUUCCUGGGCCUGACGGACGUGGCGCAGCUGCUCUUGCUCCGCGGCCAGCAGUGGGCGGAGCGCGAGGCCGCUCAGGACAGCGACGCGCCUGCCAUCCCGCCGCUGCAGGAGUUCCAGGCGCGAUGUGGGUGUGACAAGGCAGGCAACACAGCGCUGCACCUGGCUGCGCGGCACCGGCGUGAGGGGGUGCUGCACCUGUUCCUGCGCGCCGACCCGCCCCUGCGCGUGCGCAACCGGGCGGGGCAGCUUGCGGCCCACGCGGCCGCGCUGGGCGGCUGCCAGGCCUGCCUGACGCUGGUCCUGGCGCCGCCCGAGUGCUGGCAGCACCACACGGCGCCCUGGCCGCGUGCGCGCGCCUCGCCGGAGCCCCCGCCCGAGAACGUGGGCCGCCUGACGGCGCUGACGCACCCCACGCUGGGCGCGCUGCGCGGCGCCGAGGCGGGGCCCGUGCUCUGGGACGAGGCCGGCAAGCGCGUGGCGCUGGGCGACCUCCUGCGCGUCCACGACUGGUCCUACGUGCGGGGCAUCCAGCGCGCCUGCGAAGACCUGCCCGACCCGGGGGUCGUGGGGGGCCCCACGGAGGGCCGCGGCGUAGCACGUGUGGCCCUCCUCGACUUUGACGUGCACCACGGCAACGGCACGGAGGCGUGUGUGGUGCGGGCGGCGCCCUCGCUGCAGAGGGUCCCGUUCUCCACGCCUUACUCAGAGGGUACAUUCCCGGUCUACAAGCCGUGGCUGGACGCGGAUGACAAGGACAACAUCUUCUUCGCGAGCGUCCAAGGGUUUGGGCCCAAGGCGGAAGGCAUGAACGCAUACGUCUACCCAGGGUCGGGCGCCACGGGGGACAACCGGAUCGCAGACGACGCAGCCCGGAGUGCAGCAGGCAUUGCCGAGGAUCCGGAUGCCGAGUUUCUGCCCACAGGCGAGGACAGUGUGGGAGCUGCGCCGCCCUCUGCACCCCGCGUCAUCGACGUGGGGAUUGGCGGGCCCGGCACCAAGGUCGCGCUCUGGCGGCGUUCCUGGCGCGACAAGAUCAUCCCCGCGCUCGUCAAUUUCCGCCCCGACUUCAUCUUCAUCUCGGCAGGCUUCGACGCUCACCGCAAGGACGAGAUCAACUUCCGGUACAUUGGCGUGACGGAACGCGACUUUGAGUGGCUGACGGACCAGCUGGUGCAGGUGGCCAACCUCUGCUGCCACGGGCGCAUCGUCUCCGUGCUGGAGGGCGGCUACCGCAUACAGGGCGGCAAGGUGUCUGCCUUCUCCCGAUCGGUGGCGGCCCACGUUCGUGCCCUGGCCGACGACCACCGCAUGGAAUGGGAUCCAAAGGCAGCCGAGGUGGGCCGAGCGGGAGGGGGCGUCGAGAUGGGCUGA